CUCUCUCUCUCUCUCAUCCCACCCCGAAACCAAAUACAGGGAUAGUUGUCUUAUUAUUAGUGACUUAAAUGAUGCUUUUGAACGAGAAGAUGCUGGGUACUUUUGGUGGCUAGCACCAUCCCACUUUUUUUCUUUUAAAUUCCUGAGCUGUUGUUUACUAGUACAUUUCUUUUAUUCCUGUUUCUACUAAAGCUGAGUGUUACUUGGGUGGAAAGCCUAAUUGCUUUCUUUUCUAGGUCCUUAAACCCUUUGCUAAUGUUUCUGUCUGAGCGUUCCCAAAGCCAGGGUUCUAGGAGAGUUUGGCAUGUCUGAACAGCUGAACCACGAAAUAAUGGAGUAGGUCCGGCGGGGUGUGGGAGCAGGGCAUUCUGUCAAUAAAAGAGCUCCCCUCUCUGCACACAUGGCCAGUUAAUAGGCCAUUCUGGGAAAGUAUGGACGGGGAGGGGGCUUCUGAGAAUCGCCGGUGACAGUUAAGUGGCCUUUUGUUGACGUCCUCUGCUGAACAACUUUGUUGGAUUUAGUCUCUGCCUUUCCCCCCACCUCCUGUGGAUUUUCUGUUAGAUUCAUCAUUUACCAUUCACGCAUCAUCUUUCACUCUCUCCUUCCAAUAUGACUGCUUUGUGUGCCGGCCUUGGCUUUAUUCCUCCAUUCCCAGCCCAUAAAGGGGGCUGUGCGGGGCUUCAGCUGGACUGAGAAAUUGACUCUGCUGUCUGUUCAGAACUAUAAUGAUUGCAGUGACCUUCAUGUCUGGCAGAAAAUGCACUACCUAUGCCGGCAUAAUGGCGACCAGCUGAAGAUAGAGAAAAGGGAGCCUUCACUGAAUUCUUUCUCAUGCUAUAUAUAUUUCCUUUGUUCCCCUCUCCAUUCCCUUCUGUCCCCCUUCUCCCCACUGCAGCUGGAGAACUGACCUAAGAUGCAGCUGUGACUCAGGGUUUAUGCUUGGAAAUAAUAAUACCUUCUAUUUUGCAGGCUUUGCCAAGCCAGUUCACCUACGUUGUCUCAUCUAAUAUUCCCCCAAACCCCUGUGAGGUAGGGAGGGGAGGUAUCAUAAACCCCAUUUUACUGAUGAGUGAACUGAGACUUAGAGAGAUUAGGGCAGUUGCCCUAGGUCUUUUAGACAGGAAGUGAGCACACAGUCUCUGUCUCUAAACCCGGCGUUCUUUCAAUGGCGUCCACACCCUUAUGUGCCGGGCCUGCCGGCCUUUAGGUGCUGUGCUGUGCUGAGGCCUCGGCCAUGCCCGCGCACGAGGAAAGCCCCUGAAGCUCGCCGGAAGGAAGAAGCAUGCAGGGGACCCCUGGAGGAGGCGCAGGACCUGGGCUGUCCCCUGUGGACAGGUGGACGCUCCUGGUCUUCAGCUUUACGUUGGCAGCAGCUUUGGGCCAAAUGAAUUUCACGGGAGACCAGGUUCUUCGAAUCCUGGCUAAAAACGAGAAGCAGCUUUCACUUCUCAGGGAUCUGGAAGGCCUGAAGCCCCAGAAGGUGGACUUCUGGCGUGGCCCAGCCAGGCCCAGCCUCCCUGUGGAUAUGAGGGUUCCUUUCUCUGAACUGAAAGACAUCAAGGCUUACCUAGAGUCUCACGGCCUUGCUUACACCAUCAUGAUCAAGGACAUCCAGGUGCUGCUGGAUGAGGAGAGAGAAACCAUGGCCAAAUCCCGGCGCCUGGAGCGCAGCACCAGUAGCUUCAGCUAUUCCUCUUACCACACCCUGGAGGAGAUAUAUAGCUGGAUCGACAACUUUGUAGCUGAGCACUCAGAUAUUGUUUCAAAAAUUCGGAUUGGCCACAGCUUUGAAAAUCGGUCCAUUGUUGUUCUGAAGUUUAGCACUGGAGGAUCUCAGCGCCGGGCCAUCUGGAUCGACACUGGAAUCCACUCCCGGGAGUGGAUCACCCAUGCCACUGGCAUCUGGACCGCCAAGAAGAUUGUCACCGAAUAUGGCAAAGACCGCACCCUGACAAACAUACUGAACGCCAUGGACGUCUUCAUGGAGAUUGUCACCAACCCUGAUGGGUUUGCAUUUACCCACAGCAUGAACCGCCUGUGGCGGAAGAACAAGUCCACCAGACCCAGAACCUUCUGCAUCGGUGUGGAUCUUAACAGGAACUGGAGGUCAGGUUUUGGAGGAAAUGGCUCUAAUAACAACCCCUGCUCAGAGACUUAUCGCGGGCCGUCCCCUCAGUCGGAGCCAGAGGUGGCUGCCAUUGUGGCCUUUAUCACAUCCCACGGGAACUUCAAAGCUCUGAUCUCCAUUCACAGCUACUCUCAGAUGCUCAUGUUCCCUUAUGGCCACUCACUGGAGCCCAUUCCAGACCAGAAGGAGUUGUACGAUCUGGCCAAGGACGCAGUGCAGGCCCUGUACGAGGUCCAUGGCAUCGAGUAUAUUUAUGGGAGCAUCAGCACCACCCUUUAUGUGGCCAGCGGGAUCACUGUUGACUGGGCCUAUGACAACGGCAUCAAAUACUCCUUCACCUUUGAGCUCCGGGACACGGGGCGCUUUGGCUUCCUGCUGCCAGCGUCCCAGAUCAUCCCCACAGCCCAGGAGACGUGGCUGGCGCUUCGAACCAUCAUGGAGCACACCCUGAAUCACCCCUACUAGCACCACCACCGAGGGCAGAGCAGCAAGGGUCAUUCCCUUCCCCAAGGACUGGGGUUCCUCCUGAAACCCAAGGGAUGCUUCCUCUUCCCCACACCCCAACCCUGGCCCCUUAGGAAAUAAAUACAAGU
This is a messenger RNA of Hyaena hyaena (striped hyena), 2721 nucleotides long. It is a transcript of the gene CPA5, whose product is annotated as carboxypeptidase A5. The coding region runs from base 1283 to 2593 and encodes 436 amino acids. NCBI's taxonomy places the organism in Eukaryota, Metazoa, Chordata, Mammalia, Carnivora, Hyaenidae. Gene Ontology annotation, molecular function: zinc ion binding; metallocarboxypeptidase activity. The transcript is spliced from 12 exons. Gene Ontology annotation, biological process: proteolysis. The record is from RefSeq and is a predicted model, not a curated record.